Molecule: messenger RNA, 1988 nt
Organism: Cylas formicarius (sweet potato weevil)
Lineage: Eukaryota; Metazoa; Arthropoda; Insecta; Coleoptera; Brentidae
Exons: 5
Coding region: 337-1029 (230 amino acids)
Source: RefSeq, a predicted model, not a curated record
UUGGGGAGCCGACGUUGUUUAGCAAAUCAUUCGACGAACAUUUUGUACGCUCGACACACGCGAGGCAGACGCGCUCAACGUCCGAAACGUUUCGACUUAUGUAGCGGCGACCACCUUCGGUGCCAGUAGUUAGUAUAUUUAGGUGGCGCGCGUUGCUGACCCGUAGACGAUUUUCUUUAUGUCCGAUUUUUGGGAUUUUUCGCGUAGCCCGACCGUCGUCGUCGCCGUUGUGGUGUGCGUGUGUGUGCGGUUAAUAGUCGGAUUAAGAUGCGCUUAAGUGUGGGUGAUGCUGCGCACGGCAUUGCUCCAAUUUGACGCUCUGGAUGCACCCGACUGAUGUGUAAGAAAUCAAAACUACCAGAGAGGGCGAUACUUCUGCUACUUAUUACAAUGUGCCUGGCUGACAUCUGCAACUCCGCGUGUUUGGGCCCGGUUUGCAUCGUCAGAGUUCAAAACUUUCGGCUCAAUCGCGGGCAAGGUUACGUCCAAGUCAUAGGGAAGCAGGUACUGGCGCGCAAAGCAGCAGAUAAUCAAGACGGCAAACUGAACCUGUACAAGAUCUCUACGGUCGACUACAACGACGUCGGUUUCUACUUGUACGACUCGAACGCCAAGAGGUUUAUAUGUUGGAAAAAGACGUUAGACAGAGUGAUCGGAAUGAAUAUCAAGAGGAUCAACGCGAGGAACCUUUGGCCGUACUGCAAGUUCAAGGACUACCCGUCGACGAGGACGUCGUACGUCAGAUUGCAGGCGUCGCUCGACAACUCGACCGAAAUUAUUUUCAACCGCAAUGGCAGACAGCCUAAAGUGAAACGGAACUGCAAGAAGAAGAACCGGUUCUCGAUGGACGACAACGCGCACAGACACGAGCACUGCGACGAGUACGGCGACUUCCUGGUACUCAACGAGCCCGUUUACAACGGUUACCAGCACGCCGUCUACCGAGCCCUCUGCAAGGGCGAGCUCAGGAACAUGCGAGAACUGUCUGUCAUCUGUCGCAAGAUGCGCAUCAACGAGACGAUCAACUGAAUACAGUUUAUAGUGCGCCGGUGUGUGGUGCCUGGGUGACGGAGUGUGCGCAAAACACUCCCGCCGACUCUCUUAAACAAAUAACAUUUAACAAGCAACCCUGUAUGUUAGGCUUCUUCGUCCGUACGCUUACCUAUUAUGUACUUAAUAUGUCGUAUUCGAGGAUGAGUGUUUUACGUCAACUCCGCAACUUCGCGGGUUACGACGGGCAAGGAUGAAUUUGUCCUCCCGCUGGGUCCGACAUCCUUGUAUCCGCGUAUACAAUAGCGUCAGUAUUUUUGUAGUCUUAAACCGCACUUGUAUAUGUACUGUACAAAAUAGCUAUAUAUAUAUAUAAAUAUACAUACAUACAGAUAUAUAUAUAUAUACAUACUUUUAUACCGAUUUAAUUUAUUUUUCUAUAAUUUAAAAAAGCACUUUAUAUGAUUUCUCUUUGUCGCUCGUCGCGGUUGGUGAAUGUAUAACCUGUACAGAUCUAAUUUUUCGUUUUUUGUUUUUUUUUUUAUUUUUUAUCUUUUGACCUCUGUGAGGUGCGCGUUCGUAUUAUAACCGGCUUGUAUAUUUAUUAUAUUUAUUUUUGUAAAUGACUCCGUAACCGGCCGCGGGAGGAAGCGCCGCCACUGCCUUUCGCGGCCCGUCUAAACAUAGGCGGGGGCGGAUUCCAGUCGACGGUCCCGGCCGAUACUUCCAUGUUUUAAUGGAGAACCGCAAAAUGUCGUCACCAAAUAAAACGAUAACCGACGAGGCUAAGCGCGUUUUUUUUGUUGUGCGUGCGUGCGUGCGUGUGUGCAUGCGCGCACGCGUAUAUGUGUGUGUGUGUGUGUGUGCGUGUGUGCGUGUGUGCGCGUGUCUGUGGGCCUCUCACUGUCGCGUAAGAUCUGUAGAGAGUAAAAAAAAACCUUAUACCCCCGUAACAUUCCAUUCCGUAAUACUGAAGAUGUAUUUACAAUAAAAACGAA